This is a messenger RNA of Rotaria sp. Silwood2, 1224 nucleotides long. The record is from the annotation of a GenBank genome assembly. Lineage: Eukaryota; Metazoa; Rotifera; Eurotatoria; Philodinida; Philodinidae.
AUGGAAGAAAAUUUAAUGAUCAAUGAUAAUCGACAUCAUGAUAACAGUUAUGUAUCAACAUGUACUAUACGUGGUGUACCUAUUGUAAGUUUAAUUACUGAUGGAAAAGAACGUUUAUGUUUGGCACAAAUAUCAAAUGAUUUAUUAAAAGGCUUUAGUUAUAAUGAAAUACAUAAUCGACGUGUUGGUAUAACUUGUGUUCAAUGUACACCUGUUCAAUUAGAAUUGCUUCGACGAGCAGGUGCUAUGCCAAGUUCAUCUCGACGUUGUGGCAUGAUAACUCGUCGGGAAGCUGAACGCUUAGUUAAUUCAUUUCUUGAAACAACAAAACCGUUAAAUUUACCAGAAAAUUUUGUUUUUGAAGUUUAUCAUCAUUGUGCAUGGGGAUGUCGUGGUUUAUUUAUUCCAAUACGAUAUAAUAGUUCACGAGCAAAAUGUAUCAGAUGUUCAUUUUGCGAUAGUUUUCUUUCACCAAAUAAAUUUAUAUUUCAUUCUCAUCGUUUACCAAACGUAUCCUAUGUUCAACCGGAUAGUCCAAAUUUUAAUGCAUGGCGUCGUCAUUUACGUUUACAUAAUCCAACACAAAGUGAAGAUUUACGAGAUGCAUGGGAAGAUGUCAAAGCUAUGUUUAAUGGUGGUAAUAGAAAACGAUCAACAUCGGGAACAACAAUUUCUGCUAAUAUUUCAAAAUCAUCAACAAUGAAUAACAAUGAUGAUGAUGAUUUUAUAGAUGAAAGUCAUGAACAAAAAAAAGAUAUUAAUGAAGAAGAUAAAGAAGAUGAUGAUAAGAUUGAAAAUAAAAAAGAAGAUGAUGAUAAAUUAGUUUUACCAAUUCCACCACCAGCAAAAGUACAGAAAACAAAAACAAGAGAAAGAAAAAUACCAACACAUAAUGUUGUUUCAUCAACAACAACUGAUGAACAAUUACCUGAUAUGAACAUGUUUUUACCGCCACCUUUACCAACAACACCUUCACUACCAUCAUCACAUUAUUUUCCUUUUCCACCACCAUUACCAUCAUCAAAUUCUUUAUCUCUCGUUACUCUUAAUUCAACGGAUUGGUUACAAUUUUUUCGUUCACCAUUAUUUGUUCCAAGUUCUUUUCGUUUACCAUUAUCAUCUAUUCCAAGACGGUUUCCAUUCGAAAUUAAUAAUCAUAAUCCAUCAAUUAUUGGUAGUGGUUCACAUUCAGCUUUUAAACCACCGAUUCAAAAACAUGAAUAA